CCGCAUUUCUACGCCCUUCCUCACGAGUUCUCGAGUACCUGAUCCGAAAGGGCCGCAUACCGUCCGCGAGCAUGGCGUUGGUGGAAGUGCAAGAAACGCGCGAAGCCGAAAUUUUCGAACCGCCUCCCAAAGUCGCUGUGACGCCCUGCGACCCGUGGCCGCGUCCGUACUAUUUCGAAGACAACCUCCGCAGGGUCGCGCCGUACCACUUCACGUACAACACGUACUGCAAAGAGCGAUGGCGCGGUCGAGGACUGUUGGAGAUUUUCACAGACGAAUUCCGUGACCGACCCGUCGAAUACUAUAAAGGGGCGAUUGAGGCUGGCGCAGUGCAGAUCAACGGUAAGACUGUGCCGUCUAUCGAGACGAUUGUCAAGAACGGCGAUGUGAUAAGCCAUACAAUGCAUAGGCAUGAGCCUCCCGUGACAGCACAGCCGGUCGGUGUGGUCCACGAAGAUGAGGAUGUAAUCAUCAUCAACAAACCUGCUGGUGUGCCUGUUCAUCCCGCGGGUCGAUAUAACUAUAACUCAGUCAUUGAAAUAAUGCGAUCGGAGCGUGGACACGGCUUUGAUCCACUCCCUUGUAAUCGACUGGAUCGCCUCACGAGCGGUGUCAUGUUUAUUGCAAAGCACAAGAAAGCUGCAGGAGAAAUCACCGAACAGCUCAUGGGCAGGACGAUCAAGAAAGAAUACGUCGCCCGAGUCAAAGGCAAGUUCCCAGAAGGCGAUGUGGUGUGUGACCAGCCCAUCUUGCAAAUCUCGCCCAAACUCGGCUUGAACAGAGUUCGCGCAAACGGAAAGGAAGCAAGAACUGUUUUCAAACGAUUGGCUUAUUACCCGCCGCGACAACCGGGUCUAGAUGCCUAUGGGUCGGUCAAGGAGGGUUACAGCAUCGUACGGGCUCGACCUUUGACGGGACGCACACACCAGCUGCGUGUACAUUUGCAAUUUCUGGGACAUCCCAUCACAAACGAUCCCAUCUACAGCAAUCAGCGAGUGUUUGGUCAAGAUCUGGGAAAAGACGCCAGCUCUGGUGCCGACGACGAAGAUGUCAUUACCCGUCUCUCUCGAAUGGGCAAAUCAGAAGUCGCCGAAGCGGUGGCAUAUCACGACGAAAUGGUCGACGACUAUAAUCGAAAGAAGGCGGAAAAGAUGACGGGCGAGUUGUGUGAAAUCUGCCAGACUCCCUUGUACAGUGAUCCGGGCCCGCACGAGUUGGGAAUCUAUCUUCACGCGAGAAAGUAUAAUUGUGCUGAAGGGAAAUGGAGCUAUGAGACGGAACUUCCGGACUGGGCUUUGCCGCCGCCUGGAUAUGAGGGCCCGAAGGAGGCGACGGAGGAGAGUGAUCCUUUGGCUGUGGAUAUGGAGAAGUUGCAGCUGAAUGUUGGUGUGGAAGACGCUGGUUCGCAGGAGACGGAGCCCGCAGAAUCGAAGUGAACUGGAGCUGAGCCUACCUUAGUCUUGGGUCUAAUGUCUCAUGGUUUAGGCCAAGAAAUGUGAAACGAAAAU
Sphaerulina musiva SO2202 is the source of this 1508-nucleotide messenger RNA. RefSeq names its product DRAP deaminase. The record is from RefSeq and is a predicted model, not a curated record. The transcript has 2 exons. NCBI's taxonomy places the organism in Eukaryota, Fungi, Ascomycota, Dothideomycetes, Mycosphaerellales, Mycosphaerellaceae. Bases 72 to 1436 code for a protein of 454 amino acids. Gene Ontology annotation, biological process: pseudouridine synthesis. Gene Ontology annotation, molecular function: pseudouridine synthase activity; RNA binding.